Messenger RNA from Marmota flaviventris (yellow-bellied marmot), 1294 nucleotides. RefSeq names its product caveolae associated protein 4 (gene Cavin4). Gene Ontology annotation, cellular component: caveola; cytoplasm. The record is from RefSeq and is a predicted model, not a curated record. Gene Ontology annotation, biological process: regulation of gene expression. Lineage: Eukaryota; Metazoa; Chordata; Mammalia; Rodentia; Sciuridae.
CUUUGUGCUCCAGGUGUCUGAAUUGAUUGCAGUAGGACAUCUUUCACUAAGAAAUAAAUAAAAUGGAACAGAAUGGGUCUGCUUCAAAUGCUGAUAAAAUCCCCCAGAAUCGCCUGUCGAGUAUUACCGAGGAUGAAGACCAAGAUGCUGCUCUUACCAUUGUGACUGUGCUGGACAAGGUAGCUACCAUUGUGGACACUGUGCAGGCAAGCCAGAAGAGAAUAGAAGAGAGACACAGGGAGAUGGAAAAUGCCAUAAAAUCUGUUCAGAUUGACCUGUUGAAGCUUUCACAGUCACAUAGCAAUACAGGCUAUGUCAUUAACAAGCUGUUUGAGAAAACACGAAAAGUCAGUGCUCACAUUAAAGAUGUGAAGGCCCGGGUGGAGAAGCAGCAAGUUCAUGUGACAAAAGUUGAAACCAAGCAAGAGGAAAUAAUGAAGAAGAAUAAAUUCCGUGUAGUGAUAUUCCAGGAAGAGAUUCGGUGUCCAACAUCUCUGUCUAUUGUUAAAGACAGAAACCUAACUGAGAAUCAGGAGGAGGAAGAUGAAGCCUUUGAUCCCCCAAUAGAUCUCUCUUCGGAUGAAGAAUAUUAUGUUGAAGAAAGCAGAUCUGCCAGGCUUAGAAAGUCAGGCAAGGAGCGCAUUGAUAACAUCAAAAAGGCAUUUUCCAAAGAAAACAUGCAGAAGACACGGCAGAAUUUUGACAAGAAAGUGAACAGAAUUAGAACUAGAAUAGUGACUCCAGAGAGGCGAGAAAGGUUAAGGCAGUCGGGGGAGAGGUUGAGGCAGUCAGGGGAGAGGCUGAAACAGUCAGGGGAGAGAUUUAAGAAGUCUAUUUCUAAUGCUGCUCCCUCAAAGGAAGCUUUUAAGAUGCGUAGCCUGAGGAAAGCAAAGGACCCCACAGUGACCCAAGGUCUGGAUGGGGACAGGGAGAUGGGCGUGGAUAUCAUUGCAGGGAGCCCAUCUCUGGGCCCUGUCCAUGAGCUGCACACUGAUGAGCCCAGUGACACAGAACAGGAGGCCACCAGGGUGGGGUAUGCUCCCCGAGAAGGAGGGGACGUCCCAACCCCAGAGCCUUUAAAGGUUACUUUUAAACCUCAAGUGAGAGUGGAAGAUGAUGAGUCUCUUUUGUUAGAUUUAAAGCAGUCUUCAUAAAGAGGAAUUCAGAGUCAGUCUACAUCUCCUUAAUCAUGCUUUUUUAGUUUGAAUAGUCAUUUAUUUUUAUGCUGUGUAAGAAAAAAAAAUGAUAGGGCUAUUUCAUUUCUUAUGUUUAAAAUCUUGAAGAUCAUAUAAAU